This is a messenger RNA of Tauraco erythrolophus (red-crested turaco), 1254 nucleotides long. RefSeq names its product leucine rich repeat containing 34 (gene LRRC34). Gene Ontology annotation, molecular function: protein binding. Lineage: Eukaryota; Metazoa; Chordata; Aves; Musophagiformes; Musophagidae. The record is from RefSeq and is a predicted model, not a curated record.
AUGUCAGUUCCUCCCUAUCUUCACCAGCACUAUGUGUGGGCGUGCCAAAACUUGGGCCAACCUGGAAACCCUUUCAUUGCUCAUGUGCUUCAAGAAGCUGAUAAAAAUGAUAAAAGUGGAUGGACAGAAGGGAUCACACUAAAAAUAGCUGGAAACAAUCAUCUGGUGCCCGUGCAGAGAGUUACAGAUGAUGAUCUUCAAGUUCUUGCCUCUGUCUUACGCAAUGCUGUGUUUGUCACAGGUUUGGAUCUUAGGUGUAAUGUGUUGACUGAUGCUGGAGCAAACCACAUGGCAAGAUUCCUCCAGGAAAACUCCACUCUGCGGUAUCUUAACCUGAUGUUUAAUGAUAUUGGCACAAGUGGAGCAGAGCUGAUAGCAAGAGCCCUCCAUAGGAAUGAAACUCUUGUGUGUUUGAGAAUGACUGGAAACAAAAUAGGAAACAAAGGUGGGAUGUUCUUUGCUUCAAUGCUACAGAUUAAUUCAACCUUAGAGAAGCUGGAUCUUGGAGAUUGCGAUAUGGGUACGCAGUGUCUAACAGCAAUAGCAACAGCCCUGACUGAGAACAGAUCAGUCACAGCAAUCAACCUAAACCGCCCUUUGCUGUACAGCCAGCAGGAAGAGACCACAGUUCACAUUGCUCUGAUGUUGAAAAACAACUCUUCCCUUGUGGAACUACACUUGCGCAAGCACGAGAUGAAAAACUUUGGUGUAGAGCAACUGUGUGAGGCAUUGUAUGAAAACUCCUGCCUGAGAUACCUUGAUCUUGGCUGUAAUAAAAUAACCCGUGACGGUGUAAAAUUUCUGGGAGAACUACUAAAACGGAAUCAAACCCUGGAAAUCCUAGAUCUUAACACAAACCGAAUAGAAGAUGAUGGAGCCAUCUACCUGAGUGAAGCCUUGGCUUCGUGCAACAGCACUCUUCAGGCGUUGUCAGUAGUGAGCAACAAUAUAAGUGGCAAAGGACUUGUAGCUCUUUCAGACGCAAUGAAAACAAACAUGAAGCUUUCCUGUAUUUACAUUUGGGGGAACAAAUUUGAUGAAGCCACCUGCAUGGCAUUUUCAGAAUUAAUUCAGACGGGCCGCCUGAAGCCUGACCGCACAGAUGUGGAACCGUAUGAGGUGGAUGGGCGUGUUCACCUUGCAGAGCUCUCCCACAGCCUGCCGAAGCAUUACUGGACACCAGGUUGCGGGGAGCUGAUGGACAAAGAUGCUAAUGCCAGCCUGGCAAUUGCCAGGGUUUCAGAACGCUUGUGA